AUGAUACGAAACGACUACUACCCGAACCCCCAAAAUUUCUAUUUCAAUCGGAAUAUGUUCCAAGCAAACAAUCCUCCCAUUCAACAAAAUCCCUACGUUCAAAACUUUCAUUCGAACUCUUAUAUGAUGCCGUACCCUCCCUACCAGCCUCAAUACCAAACAUUCAGACCAAGCCCUCUGAUCUACACCGGAUUAGAAGAGUUAGGUGGACUUCCGGGUUCAACUGUCACGUCUGUCACUCCUACAACCAUUUCGACUUCCACGACAACCUCAACCACUACUACAAGCACAACGACUCCAAGUCCCCCCCCUUCGACCACUUCCGUUACUACUACAACUACCUCGCAACAUCCCUUAUCAGAAGUAGCCUCUCACAAUGCUCCUAAUAAAACCAUCGUCAUUUCCUUCACUAAAAACCAACAACGACAGCCUGUUAGAAGCUACAUUCAGGUAGCUCUGGUAAGACCUUCAUUCCAUCGCAAUUUUAACCCCAUCAACCAUCAGAAACCAAUCGUUCACCCCGCUUCUUCACAUCAUCAUCAUAUAUCCACCAUCAACUCAAACAUUAAAGCAUCAUUUCGCCUUAAAAGACCUAACAUAAAUUCACCAUUCAUGAUGCAGAAACAAAGAUCGAAUGCUCAACUAACCAAUCAGCCAUCCAGCGUUAUCAUUUUAACUCCACAGGUUAGACUUGUUACAAAAUCACCACAUAGAUUACCAUCAUCGGCGACGGUCAUUAAAGAUCAUAAUUCUGCGAUUAACAUUUCUCCGCUCAAGAAGACUGAAACUGCUCCUGCAUUGUCCCGUAGUGGACCGGACUCCUCGAAAGAAAUAAACCAAGUAAUCUACCCUACGAGACACACAAUUCUAAACCAAUCAAGUUCAGGUUUUCAUCCAGGCAACAUUAAAAUAGAGGAGGGUUUCACUCCAAUCUUGGAAAGGAGCGACACGAUGAUAUAUAAUGGAUCAGAAAACGAUAACUCCUUGGAGAAUUCGUUAAUACAUAACAGUCCAUCAUUCGAACUCUACACGAAAGGUAAAAAGUCUAAAAGAACGAUUAAAAGAUCGCAGCCGAAUUACUUCAAGGUGAGGGUAAAAUUUGCUAGAGAUCUCAGGGAUGUCAGUGAGGAUCAUGACGCGGAAGAAUCAUCGAAUAGAGAAAUUUACUAUCUGCCACCGGACAAUCAGAAACAUGCGCCUCUAAGCAGUAUAAGUCAACCCAGCAAUAUUGAUAUCAUCCCUGAAGAGUCAGAUCUGGAUGAAGAGACCGCUCCUGACGUAGUUGUGACAUACGAUGGAAAAAGAGUGUCUGGAGCUAGCCUAACAGCCAAACUAGCUGACUCCAUGCGAACCUUAAACACUAAAUCGCUGAGAACAUCCGAGUUCAUCAGAACUAGACCACAAUCCGUCCCUUUCAAAGGAGAACUACCCCCUCUGGACGACCUCAAACCGCCUGAAUUGUACCAGAGGGCAACCCUGAAUAGGAAUUUGGACGUUCCAUUCUUACAUGACGCAGGUUCGAAUGGUCGUUCCAAACCAGCUUCUACUAAGCUUUCUUUGGUCCAAAAUGAUUCUAGGAAGAGAACUGACAGGGAAUUCAGAAGAAAAAGAAGUCCACACCACACACCCGAACAUACAAGGCAACAGAAUGAGGAAAAGUCGAAAGAUUCGAGUACCACAUUAGUCCCAUGUUCAUUAGUAUUAUUAGUUGUUUUAGUUCAAGCAUUGUUAUUUAUUUGAAGUGUUUUCGUUUCGUUCAAAUACUUAUUUUGUAAAUAAAAAAUCUGUUGGUA
Messenger RNA from Coccinella septempunctata (seven-spotted ladybird), 1793 nucleotides. Its product is annotated as transcription initiation factor TFIID subunit 12-like. Lineage: Eukaryota; Metazoa; Arthropoda; Insecta; Coleoptera; Coccinellidae. The transcript has a single exon. Bases 1 to 1740 code for a protein of 579 amino acids. The record is from RefSeq and is a predicted model, not a curated record.